Tetrapisispora phaffii CBS 4417 is the source of this 2871-nucleotide messenger RNA. It is a transcript of the gene CHS2, whose product is annotated as chitin synthase CHS2. Lineage: Eukaryota; Fungi; Ascomycota; Saccharomycetes; Saccharomycetales; Saccharomycetaceae. The record is from RefSeq and is a predicted model, not a curated record. Gene Ontology annotation, molecular function: chitin synthase activity. Gene Ontology annotation, cellular component: cell periphery; cell septum. The coding region runs from base 1 to 2871 and encodes 956 amino acids. The transcript has a single exon.
AUGACAAGAAACCCAUUCAUGGUUGAUCCAAACAAUGGUUCUCCUAUUCGAUCUCCUAAUAAACCAAAUUUAACUAGAUUCUCUACUCAUUCAAGCGAAGAGACGAGUAAUUGGCAGGCUAACAGCGGCGAAGACCCUUUUGCCGAUGGAUCUGAGUACAACCAAACUAACCAAUUCCAAGGGCUUCCACCUUCUCCAUCCAGAGCUGCUAUGAGAUACUCCCCAGACAGACGUCAUAGAACUCAAUUCUAUAGGGAUAGUGCAAAUAAUACCCCAGUAGCCAGUAGGUUCCAAGCCAAUAUGCAACAGUCUCCAUCUAGACCAGGCGACACUAUAAUUCAAUUCAAUGAACCAGCACAUCACAGUUAUGAUAUUGCUGAUAUGACUUCUAGUUACUAUCCAGACAGCACCAAUCCAAGGGAACAGAAUAAUAACUUGUUUGGAAACAGCAAUAGAAAUUACUCACAAUAUUCUGGUUCAAUGGCCUCUACAGCAGCUAGUUCGUUUGAGACUGAUGAGAAAUUUAGGAAAUCCUUUGAAAGUGAAUCUUAUACAGUUUAUUCAGGUGAUACUUUUGAGGAAACGAGAUAUGAAGUUAACCAUCCUAUCCGUAAAGACUACGUCAGACGUGCUAAUUCGGAAAGUAGGAGUAGACCUGUGAUCGCUGCUCCCUCGAGUAAAGCAAUCUUGAGAUUGGAUAACCCAAUUCCAAGAGGUCUACUGGAUACCCUUCCCAAAAGAAACUCUCCAGAGUAUACUGAAAUGAGGUAUACAGCAUGUACCGUUGAGGCCGAUGAUUUCGUUAAUGAGGGAUACUCUUUACGAUCCAGCGAAAUGAAUAGAGAAUGUCAAGUUGCAAUUUGUAUUACAAUGUACAAUGAAGAUAAAUAUGCAUUGGCAAGAACUCUCCAUUCUGUUAUGAGAAAUAUUGCUCAUUUAUGUAAACGUGAAAAAUCAACAGUUUGGGGUCCAAAUGGUUGGAAAAAAGUUACUGUUAUCUUGGUCACUGAUGGUAGAUCGAAGGUUAAUGCAGGUUCGCUUGAUUAUUUAGCAGCUAUAGGUGUCUACCAAGAAGAUAUGGCCAAGGCAUCUGUUAAUGGUGACCCAGUGAAGGCACAUAUUUUUGAAUUAACAACCCAAGUGUCCUUAAAUGAAGAUUUGGAUUACGUUUCUGAAGAUAUAGUUCCUGUUCAAUUUGUAUUCUGUUUGAAAGAAGAAAAUAAGAAAAAGAUUAACUCACAUCGUUGGUUAUUCAAUGCUUUCUCGCCUGUGUUACAGCCAAAUGUUGUAAUGUUGGUAGAUGUUGGCACUAAGUUGAAUGAUACCGCAGUAUAUCAUUUAUGGAAAGCUUUCGAUAUGGAUUCAAAUGUGGCAGGUGCAGCUGGUCAAAUCACAACUAUGAAAGGCAAAUAUGGUAAAAAAUUAUUAAAUCCAUUAGUUGCAUCACAAAAUUUUGAAUAUAAAAUUUCUAAUAUUUUAGAUAAACCAUUAGAAAGUAUGUUUGGUUAUAUUUCUGUCUUGCCAGGUGCUUUAUCCGCAUACAGAUAUCGUGCUCUGCAAAAUCAUGAAGAUGGUACCGGUCCAUUACGUUCAUAUUUCUUAGGUGAGACACAGGAAGGUAGAGACCAUGAUGUCUUCACAGCUAACAUGUACCUGGCAGAAGAUAGAAUUCUAUGUUGGGAAUUGGUUGCCAAAAGAAAUGCUAGUUGGGUUUUGAAGUAUGUUAAAGAAGCCGAAGGUGAGACAGAUGUUCCAGAAGAAAUACCCGAAUUUAUUUCUCAAAGAAGACGUUGGUUAAAUGGUGCUACCUUUGCAGCUAUGUAUGCGCAAUUACAUUUCUACCAAAUUUGGAAGACUAAUCAUUCCUUCACUCGUAAGGUAAUGCUUCACAUUGAAUUUUUUUAUCAAUUUGUUCAAAUGUUAUUUUCCUGGUUUUCUAUUAGUAAUUUUGUUUUAACCUUCUAUUAUUUAGCAGGUUCAUUAAACGAUGUUAUUAAACAUGGUGAUGUUUUAUUUAUUUUUUUCAAAUAUUUAAUAUUCUGUGAUUUAGCAAGUUUGUUUAUCAUUUCAAUGGGUAAUAGACCACAAGGUGGUAAGUGGUUGUUUAUGACAUCUUUAAUUAUAUUAACUAUUUGUGCAAUCUACUCUUUAAUUUGUGGUUUUACAUUUGCUUUUAUGACGUUGAAUGAGAAUACGGAAACUUAUGGAACUUUCUUAAGUAUAGUGGUUUCAUUGCUCUCAACGUAUGGUUUAUACACAUUUGCAUCAAUUAUGUAUCUAGACCCAUGGCACAUGAUUACUUCCUCCAUUCAGUAUUUUUUUACACUACCUGCAUUUACUUGUACUUUACAAAUUUUUGCAUUUUGUAAUACACAUGAUGUCUCUUGGGGUACAAAGGGAUCUGGUGUUGAAUCGAAACCUCUGUCGAAAGCUAUUGUUGUCAAAGGUCCAGAUGGUAAACAAAUUGUUGAAACAGACUGGCCACAAGAAGUUGACAAAAAAUUCCUUGAAAUUAAGAGUCGUUUGAAAGAAAUUGAGGUCGAAGAAACCACAGUUGAUGAGUCGCUACAACGUAACGAUUAUUACAGAGAUAUUAGAACAAGAAUUGUGAUGGUAUGGAUGUUAAGUAACUUAAUACUGAUCAUGGCUAUCAUCGAAGUCUAUUCUCCAACUGAAACUAAUAAUAAAUACUUGAAAUUUAUCCUAUGGUCAGUCGCUGCAUUAGCCUUAUUUAGAGUAACUGGUUCUAUGGCUUUCUUAUUCAUGAAAUAUUUACGUGCUAUUGUUAGUUUUGCAAAUAAAAGAGAAAGCAUUGGAGGUUCUAUUAAUAUGAAAAUGCCAUCGAUUAAAGUAUUCAACACAUCCAAUUAA